AUGGUGGAGCCUUUAACUAAGCAUGUGUUAAAUCCGGUUCAGAGAAUUAUAGAAGAAAAACUGAUUAGUCUAUUGCGUUCAUGUAAAUCCUGCGAACGUCUCUACCAGAUUCAAGCCCAAAUAGUUACCCAUGGACUCGAGCACAACAAUUUCGUCGCGCCGAGUUUCAUCGCAACGUGUUCGCGACUCGGACGAAUGCACCACGCACGAAAACUGUUUGGUAAAAUUCCCGAACCAAAUACUGCUACAUGGAACGUUAUGUUCCGUGGUUACUCUCAAAACGAACUGCACCGUGACGCUGUUGUUAUGUUCGGGAAACUGAACCGUGCCGCUGCGAUGCCGAAUUGCUUCACGUUUCCGAUGAUCAUUAAGUCGUGCGCAAAGUCAAAAGGUUUUGUAGAAGGUGAAGAAGUUCAUUGUUGUGCUGCGAAGCUUGGGUUUAAGUCGAAUUCAUUUGUGGCUACAUCGUUGAUUGAUAUGUACUCGAUGAAGGGGUGUAUUGAAGAUGCUUAUAAAGUGUUUGGUGAAAUGCGGGAGAGGAAUGUUGUUGUGUGGACUGCUAUGAUAAGCGGUUAUAUAUCUUGUGGGGAUGUGGCUUCUGGGAGAAGACUUUUUGAUUUAGCCCCUGAGCGGGAUGUUGUAAUGUGGAGCAUUUUAAUUUCGGGUUACAUUGAAAUGAAGAAUAUGGUUGUUGCAAGGGAGCUUUUCGAUAAGAUGCCGAACCGGGAUACGAUGUCGUGGAAUGCUAUGUUAAACGGUUAUGCUGCGAAUGGGGAUGUUGAGUUGUUUGAGAAGAUUUUUGAUGAAAUGCCGGAAAGGAAUGUAUAUUCUUGGAAUGGACUAAUUGGUGGUUAUGUAAAAAAUGAUCUUUUUUCGGAUGCUUUGGAGUCGUUUAAGCGAAUGUUGAUUGAGGGUCAUGUGGUGCCUAAUGAUUUCACGCUUGUGGCUGUGUUGUCUGCGUGUUCGAGAUUGGGAGCACUUGAUAUGGGGAAGUGGGUGCAUGUGUAUGCAGAGAGUAUUGGGUAUAAAGGAAACUUGUUUGUUGGCAAUGCUUUGAUUGAUAUGUAUGCAAAAUGUGGUGUUAUUGAAAACGCUGUUGUCGUGUUUAACUGUUUGGAUAGAAAAGAUAUAAUCAGUUGGAACACUAUCAUUAAUGGACUAGCCAUACAUGGACACGCGCCCAACGCGUUGAGUAUGUUUGAUAGGAUGGAGAGUGAGGGAGAAGAACCGGAUGGGGUUACUUUUGUUGGAAUAUUGUCUGCUUGUACUCAUAUGGGUUUGGUCAAAAAUGGUUUUUUGUAUUUCAAAUCAAUGGUUGAUGAUUAUUCAAUUGUGCCUCAAAUUGAGCAUUAUGGAUGUAUGGUUGAUUUGCUUGGAAGAGCUGGUCUUUUAGAUAAAGCAUUGAGUUUUAUAAGAAAUAUGCCAAUGGAACCUGACGCGGUUAUUUGGGCUGCAUUACUAGGAGCAUGUAGGAUAUACAAGAAUGUUGAGAUAGCUGAGCUGGCUCUGCAGAGGCUUAUUGAACUUGAACCGAAAAACCCUGCAAAUUUCGUCAUGCUUUCGAACAUAUAUAAAGAUUUGGGGAAAUGGGAAGAUGUUGCCAGAUUGAAGGUUGCAAUGAGAGAUACUGGGUUUAGGAAAUUGCCUGGAUGUAGUGUUAUUGAGUGUAAUGAUAGUGUGGUGGAAUUUUAUUCAUUAGAUGAGAGGCAUUUAGAGACAGAAAGUAUAUAUAGGGUAUUGAAGGGAUUGACUGUGUUGUUGAGAUCACAUGGAUAUGUUCCAAAUCUCACGGAUGUUGCUCAAGGAAUCUGA
Lathyrus sativus (Indian pea) is the source of this 1812-nucleotide messenger RNA. The record is from the annotation of a GenBank genome assembly. NCBI's taxonomy places the organism in Eukaryota, Viridiplantae, Streptophyta, Magnoliopsida, Fabales, Fabaceae.